UUUCUCAGCCGCCCAGCCUCUCUCCCCCCCCCCCACAAAAUCUCUUUCCCCUGAAGGAAAAGAGCCAGACCCAGAGGGGGAGUCUGUCUGCCAGCCAAGUGCUGCUCCCUGGUGCUCACAGGCUGCUCCAUCUCCAACUCUCUCUCAUUCAUUUCGCCGGCUAACAUGAGAGAUCAUGGCCGCCUUCGGGCUCCUCAGCUAUGAGCAGAGACCUCUCAAGCGGUCCCGCUUGGGUCCGCCCGACGUCUACCCGCAAGACCCGAAGCAGAAGGAGGAUGAACUUACUGCUGUGAAUGUAAAGCAGGGAUUCAGUAACCAACCAGCCUUCUCUGGAGAUGAGCAUGGGUCUGCUCGAAAUAUUGUCAUUAACCCUUCAAAGAUUGGUGCUUACUUUAGCAGCAUAUUAGCAGAGAAGUUAAAACUGAACACUUUCCAGGACACAGGAAAGAAGAAACCGCAAGUCAAUGCCAAAGACAAUUACUGGCUAGUUACGGCUCGUUCCCAGAGUGCAAUUCAUAACUGGUUUGCAGAUUUAGCCGGAAAUAAACCACUGACUAUUCUAGCAAAAAAGGUUCCAAUUCUCAGUAAAAAAGAAGAUGUUUUUGCUUAUUUAGCAAAAUAUUCUGUGCCGCUGCUGCGAGCAGCAUGGUUGAUAAAAAUGACAUGUGCCUACUAUGCUGCCAUUUCUGAAGCUAAAAUCAAGAAACGUCAAGCUGCUGAUCCUAAUCUGGAAUGGACUCAGAUUUCAACCAGGUAUCUCCGAGAACAGCUGGGAAAGAUUGCAGAUUUUUAUCAUAUGACCUCAAGUCAAGGCAGCAACUCUGUAGCUAUGGAUCCUGAAGUGGAACAAGCCCUGAAGCAAUGGGAAUAUAAUGAAAAGUUAGCAUUUUAUAUGUUCCAGGAAGGAAUGCUUGAAAGACAUGAAUAUUUAACAUGGAUACUGGAUGUCUUGGAAAAAUUAAGGCCUGCCGAUGAUGAACUUCUAAAACUCCUUCUACCGAUAAUGUUGCAGUAUUCCGAAGAGUUCGUUCAAUCAGCCUACCUGUCCCGCCGCCUUGCUUAUUUCUGUGCCAGACGAGUCUCCUUACUGAUAAGUGACAAUCCUAACCUCAUAGCUACUCACUCACCUCAUAUGAUUCUUGGACCAAACAAUCCUCCUCUAGCAGCAUCCAGCCCUUCUACAACUGGUCCUGGAGUGAAUCCUGCACAGCUUGCCUGCUCAGAUUUCCUUUCAUGCCCACAGCAUCGUCCUCUUGUUUAUGGACUCAGUUGUAUGCUACAGACUAUAACUCUCUGUUGCCCAAGUGCCUUGGUGUGGAAUUAUUCCACAAAUGAAAGUAAAAACAUCAAUCCUGGUUCACCUUUGGAUUUACUUCAGAUUGCUCCAUCUAGUUUACCUAUGCCAGGAGGAAAUUCUGCAUUCAACCAGCAGGUUCGAGCCAAGAUUUAUGAAGUAGAACAGCAAAUAAAACAAAGGGGGCGUGCUGUGGAAGUGCGAUGGUCAUUUGACAAAUGCCAAGAAUCAACUGCAGGAGUUACUAUCAACAGGGUUUUGCACACAUUGGAGGUUUUGGAUCGACAUUGUUUCGAUAGAUCCGAUUCCAGCAAUUCAAUGGAAAGUCUUUAUCACAAGAUUUUCUGGCCAAACCAGAAUAAGGACAACCAGGAGGUUGCACCUAAUGAUGAAGCCGUAGUCAUGCUGCUUUGUGAAUGGGCAGUGAGCAGUAAAAGAUCUGGCAAACACCGGGCAAUGGCAGUGGCCAAACUGUUAGAGAAGAGGCAAGCUGAAAUUGAGGCAGAACGAUGUGGUGAGGUGGAAGUCUUGGAUGAAAAGGAAUCCAUUUCUUCAGCAUCACUUGCUGGCUCCAGCUUUCCUGUUUUCCAGAACGUCCUCCUUAGAUUUUUAGAUACCCAAGCCCCCUCAUUAUCUGACCCAAACAGUGACUAUGAGAAGAUGGAAUUUUUGAAUCUAGUGCUGCUUUUCUGCGAAUUUAUACGGCAUGAUGUUUUCUCCCACGAUGCUUAUAUGUGCACUUUAAUAUCACGUGGAGACUUAUCGGUCACUGCAGCCUCCAGAUCACGCUCACCAGCAGGGGAAACCAUGGAUGAACAGUAUGCUAGGGAGCAAGAUAUGAAGCUGGAGAUCUUUUCUCCAAUGCCAGGGGAGUCUUGUGAGAAUUUGAAUUCCAUAUCCAUAGUAGACAGAAGAAUUUCAGUUCACAGUGAAAAAUCUGUGAAGAGGGAGAAAAUGAGGGAUCUGAUCUUCCCAUCAAAUUACAACCUCCUGCGCCAUUUACAAUAUGCCACACAUUUCCCUAUACCUCUGGAUGAAACUUCAAGUCAUGAAUGUAACCAGCGCAUGAUUCUUCUUUAUGGUGUUGGCAAGGAACGUGAAGAAGCAAGGCACCAGCUGAAGAAGAUUACCAAAGAUAUCUUGAAAAUCCUAAAUAAGAAAAGCACUACUGAAACCAGUGCUGGAGAUGAAGGGCAGAAAGUCAGAAAGAACAAGCAAGAAGCAUUCCCCAGUUUAGAAAAUGUGUUUACAAAACUACAGCAGCUCUCAUAUUUUGAUCAGCAUCAAGUGACAUGUCAGAUCUCUAACAAUGUUCUGGAACAGAUUACAAGUUUUGCUUCAGGAACAUCAUACCAUCUUCCAUUAGCUCACCACAUCCAGCUUAUAUUUGAUCUGAUGGAGCCUGCUCUAAACAUCAAUGGGCUUAUUGAUUUUGCUGUUCAGCUGCUGAAUGAGCUGAGUGUGGUGGAAGCUGAGCUUCUGCUGAAGUCAUCCAGCCUGGCAGGAAGUUACACAACAGGGCUGUGUGUUUGCAUUGUUGCUGUGCUGAGACAUUACCAUGCUUGCCUCAUUUUGAAUCCAGACCAAACUGCUCAGGUUUUUGAAGGAUUAUGUGGUGUUGUCAAACAUGUUGUAAAUCCAUCUGAAUGCUCUUCCCCAGAAAGAUGCAUUUUAGCCUAUCUCUAUGAUCUCUAUGUUUCAUGUAGUCAUCUCAGAAGCAAAUUUGGAGACCUUUUCAGUAGUGCCUGUUCAAAAGUAAAACAGACCAUCUACAGCAAUGUGCAGCCUUCAAACUCCAACUUGUUAUGGGAUCCAGAAUUUAUGUUGGAUUUUAUAGAGAAUCCUAUCCGCAGCCUCAACUAUUCAGUGUUGGGCAAGAUACUGAGUGACAAUGCACCUAGUCGCUAUAGCUUUGUGUGCAAUGCACUAAUGAAUGUGUGCAUGGGUCAUCAAGAUGCAGGAAGGAUUAAUGACAUUGCCAACUUGUGUGCAGAGUUAACCGCGUGCUGUACAGUGCUGAGUUCAGAAUGGUUAGGCGUCUUAAAAGCCCUUUGCUGCUCUUCAAACCAUGUCUGGGGAUUUAAUGACCUCCUCUGCAGUGUGGAUGUGAGCGAUCUCUCAUUCCAUGAUUCAUUAGCUACCUUCGUUGCUAUCCUCAUAGCCCGUCAGUGUUUCUUCCUUGAGGAUGUAGUCCAGCAUGUUGCACUUCCAUCUUUACUUACUGCAGCCUGUGGAGACCCAGAUGCAGAGCCUGGGGCAAGGAUGACAUGCAGACUGUUGUUGCACCUCUUCCAAACACCUGAGAUUUCCCUGCUACCGACUGGGAAAUCUUUCCCAGGAAUUCGAUCAUCUUGUGAUCGUCACCUCUUAAGUGCUGCUCACAACAGCAUAGAGGUUGGUGCUGUGUUUGCUGUUCUGAAAGCAAUACUUAUGCUUGGUGAUGCUGAAAUUGGAAGCAGCAGCAUCCCUACCUUGAAAAAAUCAGAUUACUCAGUGCGAAGAUUACUGAGUGACCUCAAUGAGGACGAUUUAUGGGAUGCUUCCUCACAUUCAUUGAAAUCAUGUGGAAAACCUAUCUCCAUAGAAACUGCUAGUCUUAGUGAAUAUGCUAGAUAUGUACUAAGAAGUAUAUGUCAGCAGGAAUGGGUGGGAGAGCACUGCUUGAAAGAACCUGAAAGGCUGUGUACUGACAAAGAUCUUAUCCUGGACCCAGUUCUGUCCAACAAACAAGCACAGAAGUUGUUGCAGCUUAUCUGUUAUCCUCAUGGUGUUAAAGAAUGUCCAGAGGGUGAUAACCCCCAAAGGCAGCACAUCAAGCGGAUUCUUCAGAAUCUAGACCAGUGGACUCUCCGACAGUCAUGGUUGGAAAUCCAGUUGGUGAUCAAACAGUGUAUGAAGGAGCCUGGUUCUGGGUCUGUGGCUGAAAUGAACAGCUUGUUGGAUAAUAUUGCAAAGGCGACAAUAGAAGUGUUUCAGCAAUCCGCUGAUCUAAACAAUAACUCUUCUAACUCUGGUAUAGGCCUCUUCAAUCCAAACUCUGUUGGAAAUGCUGACACACAUAUUACGAGACAGAACAGUAAAAAGACAUUCCUAAGUUCUUCUGAACGACAAGGUGUUUGGCUGGUGGCUCCCCUCAUUGCAAAGCUGCCUACCUCUGUCCAAGGGAGAGUCUUGAAAGCUGCAGGAGAAGAGCUAGAGAAGGGCCAGCAUUUGGGAUCAUCUUCCAAGAAGGAGAGAGACAGGCAAAAACAAAAGAGCAUGUCUCUUUUGAGUCAGCAACCUUUCCUUUCUUUGGUACUUACUUGCCUUAAGGGACAGGAUGAGCAGCGAGAAGGGCUUCUAACAUCUCUACAAAAUCAAGUUAAUCAGAUAUUGAGCAACUGGAGGGAAGAACGUUACCAGGAUGAUGUCAAAGCUAGACAAAUGAUGCAUGAAGCCUUGCAACUCCGUCUUAAUUUGGUGGGUGGAAUGUUUGACACAGUGCAAAGGAGUACACAGUGGACUGCAGACUGGGCACUUUUGCUCCUUCAAAUAAUAACGUCGGGAACAGUUGAUAUACAAACCAAUAAUGAAUUAUUCACAACUGUGCUUGACAUGCUGAGUGUGCUGAUCAAUGGAACCUUAGCCUCUGACCUAUCAAGUGCAUCUCAAGUCGGAUCUGAAGAAAACAAAAGAGCAUACAUGAAUUUGGUGAAAAAGCUAAAAAAAGAACUAGGUGAUAAGUGUUCAGAAAGCAUUGACAAAGUCCGUCAGCUUCUACCAUUGCCCAAACAGAUGUGUGACAUUAUUGCUUGUGAGCCCAUGGGAUCGCUAAUAGAUACAAAAGGAAACAAAAUUGCUGGAUUUGACUCCAUAGAUAAGAAACAGGGGCUUCAAGUCUCAAUGAAGCAGAAAAUAUCACCUUGGGACUUGAUUGAGGGCAACAGGAAUCCUGCUCCGCUCUCCUGGGCUUGGUUCGGAACUGUCCGGAUUGACAGAAAAAUAAUAAAAUAUGAGGAUGAGCAGCACCUCCUCCUUUAUCACACACAUCCUAAGCCUAAGCCACGAAGUUACUACCUCGAACCUUUACCUCUUCCUCCUGAAGAGGAGGAGGAGGAAGAAGAGCCCACUACACCUGCAUCUCAGGAACCAGAAAGAAGGUCAGCAGAGCUGUCAGAUCAGGGAAAACCUCCAACUGAUGAAGAAAAGAAGGGGAAAAGCAGGAAAAGAAAGAUGAAAACAACUUCCAGAAUAGAUGAUUACCCUCAAAACAACUUAUAUAGAGUGCCUCCAAACUAUUCACCAGUUUCUUCUCAAAUGAUGCACCAUCCUCAGCCUGCUUUGUGGGGCUACAAUGUUAUGACACAGCCCCAGCCGACAAGCUUCUUUGUCCAGAACCAAGCUCUUCCUCCAGGUGGCUCCAGACUGGAUCCUACUGGCUCCUUUGUCCCAAGCAACACAAAACAAGUGCUAUCUAACAUGUUGCAAAGGCGUUCUGGAACCAUGAUGCAGCCCCACUCCAUUCAUGCUAUUACUUCUCAACAGCAACAGCAGCUGCUCCAGAUAAAGCUUCUGCAGCAGCAGCAGCAGCAACGACUUUUAAGGCAGCAAGCCCAGGGUCCAACAAUUGAUCAGGCUGCUAUUUUUGCACAACAAGUCCGGCCUACAUCUCAGCUUCCACAAUAUCCAGGGAUACAGCAGGCACAGACCAUUCCUCAUGGCUAUACAAUGUAUGGGACUCAGAUGCCACUACAGUCACAACCCACUGGAAGUUUAGUCUUUUCACCUGCCUACAACCCCAGGGUGUAUCAGGCAACACCUUCAAGCCCAGCUCUAAUUGAAACGCUAAGGCAGAUCCAGCAGCCGCCGAGUGGAUACAUUCACCAGCAAGCAGCUGCCUACCUUCAGCCUUUAACGGGAAGUCAACGUAUGAAUCACCAGCCUUUGCAGCAGAAUUCCUUGGUUGGAGGGACAAUAGAAGCAAUCCCAGCCUCAUCUUCCCACCCAAACCUUAAUUCGGUACAGAUGCCUCAGGAACAGAUGAGACAGAGACAACAAAUUCGUCAACAGCGACUCCUUCAGUUGCAGCAACAGCAGCAGCAGCAACAAUCCCUUAGUCUCCAAGCAAUGCAGCCUCAGCAGCCUUUGUUCCCAAGGCAAGGUUUACAGCAGACACAACAGCAACAACAGACGGCUGCUCUUGUCAGACAACUCCAAAAACAGCUGUCAAGUAACCAGGCGCAACAGGGUGUGAAUCCAUAUGGUCACCCUUCGCACUUCUGAACCUAGAAGAUGGAAGUAAAACAAAGCGUUUGCACUGAAGAAUAAGAUGACAGAAAUUCAUGCACUAGUAAUUUUGUUCCUUUCUUUGUGCUGCAACUAAUGUGAAUAUGUAAAAAAAUAGAUGAUUUUUUUUUGCAUUUAACUAAUUAAUAUAUUGGGUCUGUAUGAAGAACAUUGAUGUUGAAAAAUACGUGGAUUUGGUGCUUUUAGGGUAUUAACACUUCCCUCUCCCCAGAAGUUUAUAAAUCCUAAAUUUCUUUUUGUGGAAAACAAGGUACUCAAGAAUGGUACUGGACCAAACUACUGACUAAAUAGCACUUUUUCCUCCCUUCCUCCCCCCACCGUUCCUUCUUUUCCUUUUCCUUUCUUUUUCCUUUCCUUUUUUUGCAGAAUGUUUUCUUCUCCUACUUAAUCCAUUUUUGGUAAAAUGUGUAUUGAUUUUGGUCAUGUUAAUUUUGAUCAAGUUUGUAGUUUUCAUACGCACUUUAUAAAAGCAUUUGUUUUCAAAGUCCUUGAUUUUCCCUCUUGCUUUAUUGUGAUAAUAAAGGUCUGAAGGAAGAUCCUUA
Molecule: messenger RNA, 7122 nt
Organism: Pogona vitticeps (central bearded dragon)
Lineage: Eukaryota; Metazoa; Chordata; Lepidosauria; Squamata; Agamidae
Source: RefSeq, a predicted model, not a curated record